This is a messenger RNA of Mycetomoellerius zeteki, 2346 nucleotides long. RefSeq names its product RAS oncogene family member Rap1 (gene Rap1). The transcript has 4 exons. Gene Ontology annotation, biological process: Rap protein signal transduction. NCBI's taxonomy places the organism in Eukaryota, Metazoa, Arthropoda, Insecta, Hymenoptera, Formicidae. The coding region runs from base 1019 to 1573 and encodes 184 amino acids. Gene Ontology annotation, molecular function: GTPase activity; GTP binding. The record is from RefSeq and is a predicted model, not a curated record. Gene Ontology annotation, cellular component: membrane.
GAUAGAGGGCAACGGCGGCGGUGCGGCGGCAAACGGCGGAGAGGCAUCGCCCUAGAUAACGGUAGAAUCGCGCAGUGCUGUCGCGUUGCUUCUCGCGUGAGUGUGAAAAUCUAGGAGGCGGGGAGGCAUACAGGAAGGGCAGGCGGCGGCAGGAGAGAAAGAGAGAAAAAGAAAGAGAGAGAGUGAGAGAGGCGCGUCCGUUCGUGUAAUCAGCGUCGUCGUCGCCUUCUUCAAGGCUCGCUUUGCCCUCGUGAAUCGCGGAACGAGUCGUGUGUGCCUCUGCGGAUCGAUCGGUACGCACAGUGCCGAUAUAUCAGGCGUGCCGUGUGUGCGAGGAAUCUCUCGAGACGUAGACGAGAGAACCCGGUAAACCGCAUUCGUCAUAACGUGCGACGCGAAUUCCGACCUUUCGUCAGCCAAUGCGGAAUCAGUCGGGCUAGUUGGUUGGCCAGCGGCAAGAACCGUUCAACAGUGAGAAGCGGACAACGCACAGCGGUUUCGUCGUGUCCUCGGCUCUACCCAUGGACUCGUGACAGGGUGGAGACGGAGAAGCCGAGCCGAAUAAAAAGAAAUAGAGGAAGAACGCGCGGGUCGGCCAGGUAGCCCUGAUAAUCGCCGAGUUCUCGUCAGUCGUGGCGACGAGGAAGAGACGGACGAGCGGCGCGCGUGAGACGGGGACAACGAGGGACGCGAGGAGGAAAGUGAGAAUAUACAGGCUUGCCUCUGCUUUGCGUGUGUACGUGUAUGCGCGCUUGAGAGCCGCUGAGCCGACUUGCGCGAGCGACAGAGACGGACAAUAAGAAAAAGAGAGAGAGAGAGAGAGCGGGAACGAGAGAACGGCGGAGAGAAUUAUCGAGUGAAUCCCGGGAGAUACUGUGUUCUGCGAAGAGCGGAGAGCGUGGGGCAUUCAGGAGGUACGAGAGGUCCGUCUCACUGAGAGCAAAUCAAGGCAAAACGUGGCGGAUUCGGUGACCCCUCGACUGUGAUCAGGCCCAUAGGCAGUAGGUAGGGCAAGGAGAUGCGCGAAUAUAAAAUAGUGGUACUGGGCAGUGGAGGUGUAGGCAAGUCCGCCCUCACUGUCCAGUUUGUCCAGGAAAUCUUCGUAGAGAAGUAUGACCCGACGAUCGAGGAUAGUUACCGCAAGCAAGUCGAGGUCGACGGUCAACAAUGUAUGUUAGAAAUUCUAGACACAGCCGGUACGGAACAAUUCACAGCCAUGAGGGACCUUUAUAUGAAAAACGGGCAGGGCUUCGUGUUAGUGUAUUCGAUAACAGCACAAUCAACCUUCAACGACCUGCAAGACCUCAGAGAACAGAUCUUGCGAGUAAAGGACACAGAUGAUGUGCCGAUGGUGCUAGUAGGUAACAAGUGCGACCUGGAGGAUGAGAGGGUAGUAGGAAAGGAUCAGGGUGUCAACCUUGCCCGGCAAUUCAAUUGCGUGUUUAUGGAGACCUCUGCCAAAGCUAAAAUUAAUGUUCGCGAUAUUUUCUACGACCUGGUGCGACAAAUAAACAAGAAAUCGCCAGAGAAGAAGAUGAAGCAGAAGAAGAAAUCGCUGUGCCUACUUCUGUAAGGUAUAUGUGGCGGAGCCCAUAUUCUCCUACAUGAAAAUCCGAGGAUACCAGUGGAUUAAAAAAAAAGGACCGGAGCGGUUAUAAAACAAGGAAGACACUAAUGACAAAAGAGGAGGAGGGGGCUGACGGAAUAUUAGGCGACAGUAGAACGGGAGUCUACGGUACUGAAAUCCGAAUGGUUGUAAGACGAUGGUAGAGAGACGGGAGAAUAAGGGCAUAUAAGGGCACAAGGUAACGCAGCGGAGCGAAGAACGAAGAGAUACGUGCAAAGGAACGCAGCGAUAAACGGAAGGAAAUAUUGUAUAUAACAUUGGUUCCGGGAUGGCUCGUGUGCACGCGCAAGCAACGGCGCACAAAGUAGGAUACGAGACCCCGCAAGCAUCGGUUAUCACUGUAGGAAUUUUGCAUGAAUAAAUGAAGGGGAAAAUGAUUAAUUAAUAGUAUAUAUUUAGGAGAAAGGAAGAGAUAAGAAAAAAAGAAACGUUUGUGGACGUGCGCGUGCGCAGGCCACCAGCCCCCAUGCAUCGCGCUCUCGCCGCGCACCUCUCUCUCUCUUAUAUAAUAUAAUAAUUAUACAUAGAUGGUACUUGAACAUUAUUGCUAUUAUUAUUAAUAUUAAUUAUUAUUAUCGGAUCAUCAAAAUAUUCAUAAGUUAUCGAACUGUUUGUUUCUCAAACAAAGUAUGUUUUUCUAUAUCUCUCCGUAUUAAGACAAAUAAAAAAAUCAAUGAAUGUUAAAAAAAGGGCCCAAGUUUCCUACUCUUGUAAUGCAA